Molecule: messenger RNA, 1422 nt
Organism: Eremothecium gossypii ATCC 10895
Lineage: Eukaryota; Fungi; Ascomycota; Saccharomycetes; Saccharomycetales; Saccharomycetaceae
Gene: BFA1
Product: Bfa1p
Exons: 1
Coding region: 1-1422 (473 amino acids)
Biological process (GO): mitotic spindle orientation checkpoint signaling; regulation of Ras protein signal transduction
Cellular component (GO): SIN/MEN two-component GAP complex; mitotic spindle pole body
Molecular function (GO): GTPase activator activity
Source: RefSeq, marked provisional
AUGAUGGCAAUGGAACGCACAGGGAGCGGGGCAGAGGCACCGCAAAGGAUUGAGAUGCCGGGAGGGGGCAGCGAGACGUCAUUCGAGGAGGUGGACACAAGCUGCGGCGUGACAGAACGCAAGGCCCAGGCAGGAGCGGCGGCGCCGUCGACGGUGUCAUCUGGGGCCAGCACGACGCUGUCGGGCAAGGAGCGGCGGGGCUCGGCGCCGACCGAGAGCGACGGGCACGAGUUUCUGCGGGACUUCGAGGAGUUCGGGAGCAGCGCGAAGGUGGACGCGUGGCUGCAGAGCGGCCGGGGCGUGCUGGGGCUGGAGGGCUUCCGGGAGCUGGAGGGGGAGGACGAGCUGCUGGAGCUGCAGGAGGAGCUGGAGCAGCGGCUGGGCGGUGUGGGCGGGCUGGGGCCGCCGCCGGACCUGGGGCCGCCGGGUGGGCGGCGCGCGGGGUGCGGGACGAGCCGGUCUGUGACGAAUCUGCGGGCGCGCAGCGGCGGGGUGCGGGCCAAGAAGUCGAUGCCCAGCCUGCGGCCGGCGGCGGAGCUGGACGUGGGCGUGGGCCCGAUGCAGCCGCAGUUCCUGGUGCCCUACGAGGAGCCCUGGAAUCUGUCGCCGACGCAGUACACGGUGACGCGCGACGACAAGAUCCUGACGCCGCAGCUGAACAAGCUGCCGCGGCGCGCCAAGAACCUGGACGAGUUCAAGGAGGACGACUGCCGCAGGCAGACGCGCACCAAGAAGGUCUCCGCGAGCCACCGGCUGCGGACGAUCAAGCAAGAAAUCGACCACAACACGCCGGUCCGCGCGGGGAAGAUGUCCUACAACCCGAGCCUGAAGAAGUGGGAGGGCAACGAGGAGGCGUUGGAGCGCUUCCGCACGCUGGACGAGAUGGACGGCAAGCGCGUGCUGCUCAUAACCAAUAAUCGCCGCACACGUGGCUCACCCGCGCGCACGGCCACGGCGGGCGCCGCAAGAGGCGCCCGCGACGCCAAGGUCGUGGGGAAGAUGGUGUUCGACGAGGAGAACCUGCGCUGGCUGCAAAUCGGGGGCGGCGAAGUCGACCCUUUUGCGGACAUACAGGAAACAAUCAAGUCGAAGCCCUUGCCACAGAGCGGCGCCGCCUGCCCUUCCAAAUUUGUCAAGUCCCACAGGUCAGAUGACGCCCUGGACGGCUUCCGCGAAAAUGGCCAGCGCUUUUCGUCGACCCGCCAUUAUUCACUACCCAGGCAGCAGACGCAUCCGACUUUCCGCGUCAGCAGCCAGCUCUUGGAGAAGUUCUACCAUGAAGAAAACCGCUGGGUCAGGCACGUUGGCGGCUGGUUCAGCGCAGAAUCUGUUGAAAACAGUCGGAAGGAGGACGUUGGUCACUACGACCAGUCUUUUAUGUACGAGAUCCGCAAGAUGGUGAUGAAUUCCGCAAGAAACUAG